This is a messenger RNA of Aspergillus chevalieri, 624 nucleotides long. RefSeq lists its product as uncharacterized. Gene Ontology annotation, molecular function: monooxygenase activity; heme binding; oxidoreductase activity, acting on paired donors, with incorporation or reduction of molecular oxygen. The record is from RefSeq and is a predicted model, not a curated record. NCBI's taxonomy places the organism in Eukaryota, Fungi, Ascomycota, Eurotiomycetes, Eurotiales, Aspergillaceae. The transcript has 2 exons. The coding region runs from base 1 to 624 and encodes 207 amino acids.
AUGGGACUCUACCCAGACGUCCAACGCAAGGCCCAAGAGGAGAUUGACCGCAUUCUCGGACCAAACAAGAUCCCCUCGUACGUCGACCGCAAGAACCUCCCCUACAUCGACGCCCUCGUCAAAGAAACUCUCCGCUGGCACCCCAUCGCCCCAAUGGGUAUCCCGCACAUGUGCACCCAAGAUGACAUCUACGAGGGUUAUCGCAUCCCGAAGGGAUCCCUAAUUAUGCCCAAUAUCUGGGCCUUCACCCACGACCCAAAGGUUUACCCUGACCCAAUGACCUUCAAACCCGAACGGUUCCUCGCAACAGAAGAUCAUACGCCGCAGCCAGACCCCCACGCGCUCUCAUUCGGAUUCGGCCGUCGGAUCUGUCCUGGCAAACUGCUAGCCGAUAAUACUAUCUUUCUUAGUAUCGCGCAGUCGCUGGCCGUCUUUAAUUUCAGCAAGGAAGAUCUCAUGGAACCGGAGUUUUUGCCUGGUGUGGUGAGUCACCCCGCACCGUACACGUUGAGUGUUAGUCCGCGGAGUGAGGCGCAUGAGGCGUUGAUUCGGUCCAUCGAGACGGAGUUUCCAUGGGAGGAGAGUAAUGCGAAAGAGAUUGAGGCCAUUGAAUAUUUAGAAUAA